CAUGGCAAGAGGACCAUAAAUUCUCUACAGAGCUUCACACAGCUUAAUUUAGAUCCUGCAUCAGCUGAAGAGCUAGUGACUUUUGUAUCUGUCUCAUCUGGUAAAUUGUUUGCUGCCAGUACACAUUAGUUCUUUUUGCUUCUGGUCUCUUGUAUAUUGAACAUAACAAUUAAACUGUAGUUGCUACAAUGUCUCAGCAUAGCCAAGAUUCUUCUGACCUUGAUGAAUUGUUUGAGGAUAUCGAUGAAGAUGAAAUUUUGGCAAAAUUGUCUCCCGAAGAACUUCGAGAGCUUCAGAGUGAAAUGGAGGUCCUAGCACCUGAUCCGAAAGUACCUGUUGGGAUGAUACAGAAGGACCAGACGGAAAAAGUGCCAACGGGACAGUUUGAUCAUAGAUCACUUAUUGGUUAUCUGCAUUGGGAGAAGGAAUCUACUCGAAUGUUGGAAGAAGAACGGGUUCCCGUAACACUAUUACCAUCUGAGAGAAAUAUAGCAAAGGCCGAGACAGAACAAGCAAUAAGCCAAGAAGACAAUGAAGAGAAACAAGAUGUGCUAGAAACACUACUGGUCAAUAAAACUGAAGAGCAAGAAGAACAGAUAGAAGAAACAAUCACAAAUCAGACCAAAGAUGAUCAAGAAAUAUCACAAACAAGCAACAGUUCAGACCAGGAACCAGAAAGCACGUGUAAUACCGAAGUUCUUGAGCAAAACUGUGAAAGUCCUCCAGCCCCUAUAGAGGAUGAAGACUCUUCUAACACAAUCACAAGAAAGCCAUGCUCAGAGCCUAGCACCAAUGGAAUUGAGAUAGCAGAUGACAUUUCAGAUUCUCUUGACAAAAGUGAUGAUAAAAAGCCUGUCGAGAAGGUGUCCAAAUUGAAUAUCCCAAAGAAGUUGGCAGUUGAUGCUAGCUUUAUUAAGAUGAGCGCAAGGCCAUCAGGUAAUCAAACCAAUUUAGAUAGGACAUUGCAUAACAUACGAGAAAACAACCCAGACAUAAAAGAAGUCAAUUUGAAUAAUAUUGAGAAUAUACCCAAGGAAAUGCUAGUUAACUACGUCAAUGCCCUGAAGAAAAACAAGCACGUAAAAAUGUUCAGCAUGACAAACGUUGGUGCAGACGACAGCGUGGCAUUUGCUCUGGCAAACAUGUUGCGGGAAAAUAGAAGCAUUGCAACAUUAAAUAUUGAGUCUAACUUCAUCUCAGGCAAAGGGAUUAUAGCCAUCAUAAGAUGUCUGCAGUUUAAUGAGUACUUAACAGAGCUGAGAUUCCACAAUCAAAGACACAUGCUUGGCCACCAUGCAGAGAUGGAGAUUUCAAGACUUUUGAAAGCCAACCAUACUCUUUUGAAAAUGGGAUAUCAUUUUGAGCUACCAGGUCCUAGAAUGGUUGUUACCAACUUGCUUACCAGAAAUUUAGACAAACAAAGGCAGAAGAGGAAGGAAGUGCAAAAAAAACAGCAGAAACAAGAUCAAGAAGAGAUCAUAUCUUUGCUGGAGAAUGGUUUUGUAGAUAUUCCACCAGAACUAUGGGAGAUGUUAGGUAGACCUCUCCCCAGUGCGCAAAUGGAAACAAUUCCAGAGGAGCCAAACCCUCCGGUAUUACAAAGUAUAAGACUAAGAAAAAAUAACGAAAAUACUAUGAAGAUCCCAGAAAGCCAGAGUCAACCUGCACAGCCUCCACCUUUCCAAGCUGUGAAGUUAAAGAAGCCACAAACCAAAUCCAUAGCUCAAAAGUUACGGGAGCAAGAGGAGAAAACCAGCCUCCGAGACAUGAUACAACUCAGAAGAGCAAGACCCAAAUCUAGUACAUCAGAAAAUUCGCAAACGUCUGAGAAAACAAAUCUCAAAGAUGUAAUAAAGACCCUUAAACCCGUGCCCAGGAAUCGUCCACCUCCUCUUGUAAAUCUCACUCCCAGAGAUGAACUUCUCAAAGAUAUCCGUCAGAGUAAUGUGGCAUAUCUUAAAGCGGUACCGUUACCUAAAGAGUUGGAGUAAAAGGAAAUCUGAACAUAAAAUAAGUUCUGAAAAUGAGACUGUUCAAUUAUUACUUUUAAAUAACUUCUGAGAAGAAAUGGAAAAUUGUAGUUGCAGUUGUAUGGGAUCAAAAUAGCACAUAUUUGUAUGAAAGCAAAAAAUAAAUUCUGUGUAUUGAAAGACUAA
Pelobates fuscus (common spadefoot toad) is the source of this 2156-nucleotide messenger RNA. RefSeq names its product leiomodin 3 (gene LMOD3). Gene Ontology annotation, biological process: pointed-end actin filament capping; myofibril assembly; muscle contraction. The record is from RefSeq and is a predicted model, not a curated record. Lineage: Eukaryota; Metazoa; Chordata; Amphibia; Anura; Pelobatidae. Gene Ontology annotation, molecular function: tropomyosin binding. The coding region runs from base 189 to 1991 and encodes 600 amino acids. The transcript has 4 exons. Gene Ontology annotation, cellular component: striated muscle thin filament; cytoskeleton; myofibril.